This is a messenger RNA of Etheostoma cragini (Arkansas darter), 4717 nucleotides long. RefSeq names its product E3 ubiquitin-protein ligase pellino homolog 2. NCBI's taxonomy places the organism in Eukaryota, Metazoa, Chordata, Actinopteri, Perciformes, Percidae. The transcript has 7 exons. The coding region runs from base 298 to 1584 and encodes 428 amino acids. Gene Ontology annotation, biological process: regulation of Toll signaling pathway; protein polyubiquitination. Gene Ontology annotation, molecular function: protein binding; ubiquitin protein ligase activity. The record is from RefSeq and is a predicted model, not a curated record.
GGUAUGCCCCACUCCUUGCCGUUAGCCGUUGUUGUAUCCUAUGCUACUGAACAGAUAUGUUGCGGUACUAGUUAGCUACACACUAGCAUUAAAGCCACGAAAAGAUGCGCCUUUACGGGAUUAAAACAAUAAAACAAACAACGAGAAGUCGGGAAAAACUUUGCCCAACUGUGCCCAAACUUUGAAAGGCUACAACACAAAUCACUUCCCUUCAGUUUCGAGUGUGUUAGCAUUGUUUUAUCUCACCAUUAUUGCCAUUGGACGCGUUUUUUUUUUCUUCUGGAGCAGUCCAAUCUGAUGAAUUCACCGAGAAAAGACGGAGAUGAUGAUGUGCCCGUUAAAGACCCGGUAAAAUACGGCGAAUUGGUCAUUUUGGGGUACAAUGGCUCUCUACCAAGCGGAGACCGUGGGCGUAGAAAGAGCCGCUUCGCCCUGUAUCGAAGGGCCAAGGCCAACGGUGUCAAACCAAGUGCUGUGCACAUCCUCAACACACCACAGGACAGCAAGGCUGUCCACAGCAGGGGGCAGCACAGCAUCUCUUUCACUCUGUCCCGUAACCAGACGGUGGUGGUGGAGUACUGCCAUGACAACAACACAGACAUGUUCCAGAUUGGACGCUCCACAGAAAGUCCCAUUGACUUUGUGGUGACAGACACCUCCGGAGGGGGGAAGGAGGGGGAGGACCCCUCCAUUGCUCCCAGCACCAUCUCCCGUUUUGCCUGCAGAGUGGUGUGUGAACGCAACCCACCUUACACUGCACGUAUCUACGCCGCCGGCUUUGACUCUUCCAAAAAUAUCUUCUUAGGGGAGAAAGCAACAAAAUGGAAAAACCCUGAUGGGCACAUGGACGGCCUGACCACCAACGGGGUGCUAGUGAUGCACCCUGAGGGGUUCCCAGAGGACCCCAAGCAGGGUCUGUGGAGGGAGAUCUCUGUCUGUGGGGACGUUUAUGCCCUGCGGGAGACACGCUCUGGACCCAGCCGGGGCAAACUGGCCGAGGGUGAGAGCAGUGCACUACGUGACGGGUCCCUGGUUGACCUGUGCGGCGCCACCCUGCUGUGGCGUACAGGCGAGGGGCUCAUGCGUGCUCCCACCCUGCGUCACCUGGAAGCACUUCGCCAGGAGCUCAAUGCGUCCCGGCCCCAGUGUCCUGUAGGCCUCAGCACGCUGGCCUUCCCCAGCCUGCCGCGCAGCCACAGCCUUGAAGAGCGUCAGCCUUGGGUCUACCUCGCUUGCGGUCAUGUCCAUGGACGCCACGACUGGGGCCAGAGAUCUGAGAGAGUGGAGGUGCCGGGAGAGGGCGAGGGUUCCACAACCCGCCGAGAAUGUCCCCUGUGCAGGACCGUGGGUCCCUACGUGCCCCUGUGGCUGGGCUGCGAGCCUGCUGUGUACGUGGACGCUGGAUCCCCGACUCACGCUUUUGUCCCGUGCGGCCACGUCUGCUCAGAGAGGACAGCCAGGUACUGGGCUGAGACCCCGCUUCCUCACGGGACGCACGCCUUCAGACCCGUGUGCCCCUUCUGCUCCUCUGCCCUCAGCACCCCCGGCUGGACGCGGCUCAUCUUCCAGGGCCCCAUCGACUAGUCGCCACCCCUCAGCAACCACUAUCACAGUAACAGAAAGACGCCUGGGCUUCGUUCAUGUUGUCGACGUCGGUCAGUGUUCAGUAAGGAUAGGUAAUGGAUUAGGAGUGCAUGUGUGCUCUUCACUCAGGCCACACACUGUGCAUAACCAACACCGGCCAACGUUGUUACUGAAUGGAGCUCAAAGCUGAAUCCUUCCUGUUCUUUAUCCUUCAAUUCUUGUUCAUUGGUAUAAGAUCUGGUGAAGAAGUGCUAAAUAACAUAACAGAAUACUCAAUACUGUCAUGUCUCUAAACUCUAACCCUCUGUCAGGCACGCUGUUUUUCAUUCCAACCAACCAAACACUCCACUUCCACUGAUCACCUAACCAUUAAGUAAAAUUGUACAUAGACAGUAGGGCUGUCUCCUCUUAGUCGAUUAGUCGACUAAUCUGUGGUUUUGGUAUAGGUCGACUAAGAUUUCUUUAGUUGAUAAGUUAUUUUUUGUGCUUACUCAUGCCUAAUUACGCAUUUCCAAGAAUCCAAGAGCACAUGUCUGGUAAACACCAGAUUGAAAGUGGUGCUUUUCCAGGAUUAGUUAUGUAGAAACUCAGUUUUACAGAUGGUUAAUCAACUAUAUUUAUAUUAUGCUUUUCUAGUCUUAACCACCUCUGAAAGUGCACAGCUCGGUCGAUUACUCAACUAAUCAACUAGUCGACCAAAUCAUGUGUUAUUCAACUAAGAAUGUCUUUAGUCAAGGACAGCCCUAAUAGACAGGAGCUGCUGGGCCCUUGUUAAGCAAUUAUUUUUACUCCAUUAUCAAAUGUCUCAACCUUCCCCCAAAACUUGAACGAUGUCACAAAAGACAAACAGAUCCGAACACUUUUUAUGUGUGUCUUUCAGAAGCCAUGUAUAAAAUGACAAGUAGCUUUUUGCACCUUGUUCCUCUGCAGCGUCCUACACGUCCGCAGCGACUGCGUGUCCUUAACUCGGUGAAAUGCCGCCCCUUGCACUUCUCGGCCUGACAUCCGACCACGUCUUCAUUUCUGAAACGUUGUUACUGUAAUUGUUGUGAAAUGCUCGCCACUCGUCAAACAACGUAAUCCAUCUGGUCUCAGCUUCUGCCAAAACCACCGUCACCUGUAUUUGAAUCCAAGUCUCUUUACAGAUCUGCUCGCUCACUUUCGUGUCUUCCUGCCCUGACGACCAGCUGAUUUAGAUUCCUAGCUGUGUUCUCAGCAGGCCAUGUUAACUACUUACGGUAAUGUGCUUUACAAGGUCAGAUCAGAGGCUCGUGCUUCGAUCUAGCUCUUCAGGUUCCCAGCGCUUCAUGGAGGGGAAAUAAUUAACCAUCAGAAAAUGAGUAUAUGCAGUUUUCAUCUUUUGUUUUCACGCAUCAUUUUCAGUGUGAAAUCUAUGCAGCAAGAGACCCAUAAACGAGACCCCCUUGUGUAGUGUUAGGUUGGAAUGAAAACCGGCAGACUCUCUCUCUCUGAAGGGAACACUACACGCUGUAUGAUCGCACCACAGUAUUCACCUCUUGAGGCCAGGUCUUAUCCUGAUUAUCAAGCAGACCGAGGAUAAGCACAGGAUGGGAGUGAAACUGGGUAAAAUCCACUAUAUAACUCCACAGCAAUAAUAGCACUCCCAUAUAUAAGCUAGAUGUGUUGCUAUGUUUAGCCAAGUGAUAGGUCGCUUUGAACAUGGCUGAAAUGGUUUCCAGGUUAAGGGCUCAACCAGAGGUGGGUUCAAUAUCACGAUUUAUUUCAUUGUGGUGUUGUGUGUGAGUGUGUGUGUGUGUGUGUGUGUGUGUGUGUGAUGUUACCAAAGCACUAGAAUUUAAAGGUGAGCAACUGAAUCAGCGAUUAAACACACAACAUUUCUUUCAAUGCUCAUUUUAGAUGCGUUAACAGCCUAAGCAUGCUAACGGAGAUUAGCAUGUUUCGGCUGCAGAAGCACACAUCAGUUGUCAUGAAAGGACAUAUUUUGUCGCUCCUGUUGUGCUAAUUGGAACACACUUCUGGUUAAUGAAUUGUGUGAAACAGGGUCCAUGUUUGUAUGGUGGAGUAUCAAAAAGGUAUGACCUUGCAUAACCUCAAAAGAUAACCUUGUUUUGUUUAAAGAAAACUAUUUUGUUAGAAAAUGGGGAGGGAUUUAUUUGGGGGAAGCGGGAGGAAUUCUUUUAGAUGUUCAGUGUUUCAAAAAAACAACUAUUUUUCUAACUGAUAAUUGGUUUUGGUUAACUCAUUGUUUCUCAUUGUUAACAAGUUCAGUAUGUUUCUGAAUAUUACGGUGUGGUCGAUGUAGGAGAGCUUGUGAGUGAGAAAACAUUGCCAACACUGUGUCCAACAAACACACAUCACAUCACACUGCUACCAUAAAAAAAACUAACAUUGUCCAGACAAUGAAUGUAGCCAAAUACUCAGGCUAUGUUUAGCCUUCCCUGGUGCUCAUAUUGAAUGGUCUAUAUUGUGAUACUAUUUUUGUAACUGAAUAUUAUGGUGUAGCUCGGUGAACUAGCUCGAUAAAGUCUGAUAAUUUCAAAAUAGCCUCAAGUGUGGAAGACGUAUAAUUGAUAAUACACACUCACGUGGACAUUGUGGUUAGCUUGCAUGUGCUGAACGUACACACACAGUAUGUACACGACACGUACAUAUACUCGAAAAACUUUGCACGGCUGAUUGCCAACCUGUCAUUCACGCUGAGAGCAAGAUGUCUUCCGGGUCUUCAGCUGUUAAAACUGCAGCGUUUCCAGUUGUUUUUUUAAGUUUAGUUUUGGAAGACCUCUCCAAAAGAAAAAAAAGGAAAAGAAUAGAGAGAGAGCCUAAAAAAAAAAAAUCCUCAUACUUGAUAGAUGUUUGACGUUUGUGAAUGAGACCUAUUGAAUCCUACUUUGUACUUCUAUGCUAAUAUUUUCAAACUAAUUUCCUGCAGAAAGAUUGUCCUCAUCGACGAUGAUCACGGAGCAUUUAAAGCGAUUGAAAGCCAUUCUGCUGGUUCCAAGAUGACGUUUGAAGUCUAAAUACAAGAUUUAAACUCCCUGUAGUGCGGUGGUUAAUAGACAUAUUGUUGAUCAUUACUGUAGCUCAGGAUUAGUGACUUCAGAUUCCCAGCUGGCAAGGCCUGAAGGCAGCCGGAUGGAAGACACUAUCUGUC